Arachis duranensis is the source of this 729-nucleotide messenger RNA. Its product is annotated as vesicle-associated protein 2-1. Gene Ontology annotation, cellular component: plasma membrane; endoplasmic reticulum membrane. Gene Ontology annotation, biological process: endoplasmic reticulum membrane organization. The record is from RefSeq and is a predicted model, not a curated record. NCBI's taxonomy places the organism in Eukaryota, Viridiplantae, Streptophyta, Magnoliopsida, Fabales, Fabaceae.
UUGAGCUGGAGAAGCAAUCAUUUUGUGAUCUUAAAGUUGUGAAUAACACAGAGAACUAUGUUGCUUUCAAGGUCAAGACUACUUCGCCAAAGAAGUACUUUGUACGGCCUAACACUGGUGUUAUACAGCCCUGGGACUCGUGUAUCAUCAGAGUCACUCUUCAAGCCCAACGUGAAUACCCUCCAGACAUGCAAUGCAAGGACAAGUUUCUACUACAGAGCACAGUAGUGAAUCCAAAUACUGAUGUUGAUGAUCUUCCUGCAGAUACUUUUAAUAAGGAAAGUGGAAAUACAAUAGAAGAGUUGAAACUAAGAGUUGCGUAUAUUGCUUCUAACUUAACCCAAGGAAGCUCUGAAGAUGAUGCAUUGAAGAACUCCGCACAAAAACUUGAUAGUUCUUAUAAUCAGGCUUUACAGCAGCUGAAGGAAGAAAGAGAUGCCGCCCUGAGACAAACACGACAGCUGCAACAGGAACUGGACAUGCUGAAAAGGCGAAAAAGCCAAAGAGGAGAUCCUGGCUUUUCCCUUAUCUUUGCCUUUUUUGUAGGUCUCAUUGGACUUGUGCUUGGCUUUCUUUUAAAACUUCUAUUCUCUUCACCACCACCAUCACUAUCACCAUCUACGGAAUGAUUUUUAUUGUGGAAACCCUUUGCAUGCAAGACCUUUCUCGUGUUAACACUGUAAAAGUGUAAAGUUCCUAUAUUCUUUUCAAUGAGAUUUUUGUUCUUUA